AUGGAAAUGCACAGCUACCCUAUUUAUGACUGGAUUAACAGAACUGCACAAGACAAUCCCAGAAGAGUGAAAGCCAUCCUUAUUGGUUCUUCAUACGAGAAGCGGCCGCUAUACGUUCUCAAGCUGUCUUUCAAUGACAGGCCAAAUAGGAAAGCCAUGUGGAUUGACUGUGGGAUCCACGCAAGAGAGUGGAUUUCUCCGGCUUUCUGCUUGUGGUUUGUGCACCACUCUUUGUCAUUUUAUCAGCAAAACUCGGAAAUUACUCGCAUCCUGGACAGCAUGGAUGUCUACGUCCUGCCUGUGAUGAAUCCUGAUGGAUACAAAUACACGUGGACGGCAAGAAGGUGGUGGAGGAAGAACCGUUCCAUCAGUAAGUCGGGUUUUUGCGUUGGCGUUGACCUCAACAGAAACUUUGAUGUUGAUUGGGGCAUUAAGGGAUCCUCUCAAAAUCCUUGUGAGGAAAUCAACUGCGGGCCGUUUCCUGAGUCUGAGCCCGAGGCGCAGGCUGUGGCCAACUUCCUGCGCAGACACAAGGACACAGUUCAACUCUACAUCACCAUCCACUCCUACUCCCAGAUGUUCAUCUUCCCAUAUUCCUACACCUUUGAUCAAGCGGAGAACCACAACGAUUUGCUUGAGAUGGUCCAAGAAGCUGCCCAGAGGAUCAAACGAUAUUACAGGAACACCUACACAUAUGGUCCUGGAGCAGCCACAUUAUACCCAUGUUCUGGCGGCUCUGACGACUGGGCGUACAAACUUGGCAUCAAAUACUCCUUUACGUUUGAGCUCCAGGACCGUGGGGAAUACGGCUUCCUGUUACCACCUUCUCACAUAUCCGGGGCCUGCAACGAAGCGCUGCUUGCGGUCAAGACCAUUGCUGUCAAGGUUUUGGAGAAAACACAAGCUCCGGCAAACCAUCACACGAUCUAA
Molecule: messenger RNA, 930 nt
Organism: Pundamilia nyererei
Lineage: Eukaryota; Metazoa; Chordata; Actinopteri; Cichliformes; Cichlidae
Product: carboxypeptidase B
Exons: 8
Coding region: 1-930 (309 amino acids)
Biological process (GO): fibrinolysis; proteolysis
Molecular function (GO): metallocarboxypeptidase activity; zinc ion binding
Source: RefSeq, a predicted model, not a curated record